This is a messenger RNA of Drosophila grimshawi, 903 nucleotides long. It is a transcript of the gene GXIVsPLA2, whose product is annotated as group XIIB secretory phospholipase A2-like protein. NCBI's taxonomy places the organism in Eukaryota, Metazoa, Arthropoda, Insecta, Diptera, Drosophilidae. The record is from RefSeq and is a predicted model, not a curated record. Bases 169 to 861 code for a protein of 230 amino acids. Gene Ontology annotation, cellular component: extracellular region. Gene Ontology annotation, molecular function: A2-type glycerophospholipase activity; calcium ion binding. The transcript has 2 exons. Gene Ontology annotation, biological process: arachidonate secretion; lipid catabolic process; phospholipid metabolic process.
CAUGAACAGCUGAUCGCAGCAGUUAAACACACAGCUGAUUGUGCAGAGCACAGCAUCUAAAAUAUCCAAAGAGUUGCAUCAAAGCAGGAUCAGUAUUAGUAUUAGUAAACACGCAGAACGGGCAGCACGUAAAACACUCAUCACAAGAAAUAAUUAGUCUAAAUAGGCAUGCAGUUCUCCUGGAUGAAGCUGGCUAUUUAUUUGCUAACAUUUCUAACAUACGCAUAUUCUGGCUACGGGUCCAGCACAAUUGUCCAUCUACGCGAUGCCAUCAUCGCUGCCGAGGCAAUUUUCGGUGACGUUUUCAAGAAUUUCAUCACAAUUGUGCGUAAAUUUCGCACAGUUCACGAAGUCUUCGAUGCAGCCGUCGAAGAGAACUGUGUGUUUCAGUGCCCGACGCCGCCAGAAAGCGGAGGAGGCACGGCACCGCGCGCCGUACAGAAUAAAUUCUAUGUGCCGACAGCUGAUGGCUGCGGUUCCCUGGGACUGCGAAUCAGUACAGAUUAUCUCCCCGCCGCCGAGAUGGAAACUUGCUGCAAUGCGCACGACAUUUGCUACGACACCUGCAACAGUGAUAAGGAACUCUGCGAUCUGGAUUUCAAGCGGUGUUUAUAUCGAUACUGCGACAGCUAUGAGAAAUCAAUUGCCAGCGAUUUGAUGACCAAGGGCUGCAAGGCUGCAGCAAAGAUGCUCUUCACGGGCACAUUGACACUGGGCUGUAAAUCUUAUUUGGAUUCGCAACAGCGUUCGUGCUAUUGUGCGCCCAGCAAAUCAACCAAUUUCAAUGGCAAUAAGUAUGCAAAUAGCAAGGAAAAACAACAGCGUCAGAAGUAUGGCUGGAAGGAUCGUAACGAAAUUUAACACUUGCUGGGAAUAAUUAAAAAAAUUUAUAUUUUUAUGUUA